Messenger RNA from Dovyalis caffra, 1635 nucleotides. The record is from the annotation of a GenBank genome assembly. NCBI's taxonomy places the organism in Eukaryota, Viridiplantae, Streptophyta, Magnoliopsida, Malpighiales, Salicaceae.
AUGGCGAGUCCUAGGGACAGCAGGCAUUCGCAGGGAUUGGGAGCGGGAUUGAUGGCUGGAGGAAAGGCUGAGGAGCCACAACCACAUCCACCAAAGGAGCAGCUUCCUAACAUUUCUUAUUGCAUUACUAGUCCACCUCCAUGGCCGGAAGCUAUCCUACUUGGUUUCCAACAUUACCUCGUGAUGCUUGGAACAACUGUUCUCAUUCCUACCGCUCUCGUCCCCCAAAUGGGAGGUGGAAAUAGAGAGAAGGCCGAGGUGAUCCAGACACUUCUCUUUGUUGCUGGUUUGAACACAUUGCUCCAGACUUUGUUUGGAACUCGUUUGCCUGCUGUUAUUGGAGGCUCAUACACCUUUGUCCCAACUACAAUUUCAAUUAUACUUUCUGGUCGAUUUAGUGAUGAAGUAGACCCUGUUGAGAAAUUUAAGAGGAUUAUGCGUGCAACACAAGGUGCUCUUAUUGUUGCUUCAACCCUUCAGAUUGUUCUAGGUUUCAGUGGCCUUUGGCGUAAUGUCACCAGGUUCUUAAGUCCACUUUCAGCUGUUCCUUUGGUAGCUCUUGUUGGUUUUGGGCUGUAUGAGCUUGGUUUUCCUGGGGUUGCCAAAUGCGUGGAGAUUGGCCUGCCAGAGCUUAUCAUAUUAGUAUUUAUUUCACAGUACAUGCCCCAUGUGAUAAAGUCGGGAAAACAUGUCUUUGAUCGUUUUGCUGUUAUAUUCGCUGUGGUGAUUGUAUGGAUUUAUGCUCAUCUGCUCACUGUGGGUGGUGCUUAUAAUGAUGCAGCGCCAAGGACACAAGUAACUUGUCGUACUGAUCGUGCUGGACUUAUAGAUGCUGCUCCAUGGAUAAGAGUUCCAUAUCCCUUUCAAUGGGGAGCACCUUCAUUUGAUGCUGGUGAAGCUUUUGCCAUGAUGAUGGCUUCCUUUGUUGCCCUUGUAGAGUCCACUGGCGCCUUUAUUGCAGUGUCAAGGUAUGCAAGUGCAACUCCUAUGCCACCUUCUGUUCUUAGCCGUGGUGUUGGCUGGCAGGGAGUUGCCAUCUUGCUUUCUGGGCUGUUUGGAACUGCAAAUGGAUCUUCAGUAUCUGUAGAGAAUGCUGGUCUCUUGGCCUUAACAAGAGUUGGCAGCCGAAGGGUUGUCCAGAUAUCUGCAGGAUUCAUGAUUUUCUUUUCUGUUCUUGGAAAAUUUGGGGCAGUCUUUGCUUCAAUUCCAGCACCCAUUAUUGCCGCUUUAUAUUGCCUUUUCUUUGCCUACGUGGGUGCUGCUGGUCUUAGCUUUCUUCAGUUCUGUAAUCUCAACAGCUUCCGAACAAAGUUCAUAUUAGGCUUCUCUAUUUUCAUGGGUUUAUCCGUGCCACAGUACUUCAAUGAGUACACUGCAAUCAAGGGCUAUGGUCCAGUUAACACUGGUGGAAGAUGGUUCAACGAUAUUAUAAACGUUCCUUUCUCGUCAGAAGCAUUUGUUGCGGGCUGCUUGGCUUAUUUCCUGGACAACACCCUGCAUAAAAAAGACAGUUCAAUCAGGAAAGACAGGGGUAAGCACUGGUGGGACAAAUUCCGAUCAUUCAAGGGUGAUUCAAGGAGUGAAGAAUUCUACUCCCUGCCUUUUAAUCUAAACAAAUAUUUUCCAUCUGUGUAA